CGCCCGAGCUGCCGAGCCGUUCCCGCCCUCGCCCCGCGCCCAGGUAGCUGCGAGGAAACUUUUGCCGCGGCUGGGUAGCGGCACGUCUCCCGCUCCUCAGGGCCGCCGCCAGCCUUGCCGAGUCUCGGGACUGCUCCCGCUCCCGCUGCCACUCUCCCGCGCUCUCCUCGCUGCCCGCGAAGCAGGAUGGCGGGGACCGUGCGCACCGCGUGCUUGGUGGUGGCGAUGCUGCUCGGCUUGGACUGCCCGGGACAGGCGCAGCCCCCGCCGCCGCCGCCGGACGCCACCUGUCACCAGGUCCGCUCCUUCUUCCAGAGACUGCAGCCCGGACUCAAGUGGGUGCCCGAAACCCCCGUGCCAGGAUCAGAUUUGCAAGUAUGUCUCCCCAAGGGCCCAACAUGCUGCUCCAGAAAGAUGGAAGAAAAGUACCAGCUAACGGCGCGCUUGAACAUGGAGCAGCUGCUUCAGUCUGCGAGUAUGGAGCUCAAGUUCUUAAUUAUUCAGAACGCUGCGGUUUUCCAAGAGGCCUUUGAAAUUGUUGUUCGCCAUGCCAAGAAUUACACCAACGCCAUGUUUAAGAACAACUAUCCGAGCCUGACCCCACAAGCUUUUGAGUUUGUGGGCGAAUUUUUCACCGACGUGUCUCUCUAUAUCCUGGGUUCUGACAUCAAUGUGGAUGACAUGGUCAAUGAUUUGUUUGACAGCCUGUUUCCAGUCAUCUAUACUCAGCUUAUGAGCCCUGGCCUGCCUGAGUCGACCUUGGACAUCAAUGAGUGCCUCCGAGGGGCAAGGCGUGACCUGAAAGUCUUUGGGAAUUUCCCCAAGCUUAUUAUGACCCAGGUUUCCAAGUCGCUGCAGGUCACCAGGAUCUUCCUCCAGGCCCUGAAUCUCGGAAUUGAGGUGAUCAACACAACCGAUCACCUCAAGUUCAGUAAAGACUGUGGCCGAAUGCUCACCAGAAUGUGGUACUGCUCUUACUGCCAGGGACUGAUGAUGGUUAAGCCUUGUGGUGGCUACUGCAAUGUGGUCAUGCAAGGCUGUAUGGCAGGCGUGGUGGAGAUCGACAAGUACUGGAGAGAGUACAUUCUGUCUCUGGAAGAACUGGUGAAUGGCAUGUACAGGAUCUACGACAUGGAGAAUGUGCUACUUGGUCUCUUUUCGACGAUCCAUGAUUCCAUCCAGUAUGUCCAGAAGAAUGGAGGAAAGCUGACCACCACUAUUGGCAAGUUAUGUGCCCAUUCUCAACAGCGCCAAUAUAGAUCUGCUUAUUAUCCUGAAGAUCUGUUUAUUGACAAGAAGGUAUUAAAAGUUGCUCAUGUAGAACAUGAAGAAACCUUAUCCAGCCGAAGAAGGGAACUAAUUCAGAAGUUGAAAUCUUUCAUCAGCUUCUAUAGUGCUUUGCCUGGCUACGUCUGCAGCCACAGCCCUGUGGCUGAAAACGACACUCUUUGCUGGAAUGGACAAGAACUCGUGGAGAGGUACAGCCAGAAGGCGGCACGGAAUGGCAUGAAAAAUCAGUUCAACCUCCACGAGCUGAAAAUGAAGGGCCCCGAGCCAGUGGUCAGUCAAAUCAUUGACAAACUGAAGCACAUUAACCAGCUCCUGAGAACCAUGUCUGUGCCCAAAGGUAGAGUUCUGGAUAAAAACCUUGACGAGGAAGGGCUCGAAAGUGGCGACUGUGGCGACGAUGAAGACGAGUGCAUCGGGGGCUCAGGGGAUGGCACCACGAAAGUGAGGAACCAGCUCCGCUUCCUUGCAGAACUGGCUUACGAUCUGGAUGUGGAUGACGCGCCUGGAAACAAGCAGCACGCGAAUCAAAAGGACAAUGAGAUAGUGGCCUCUCACAACCUCGGGAGCGGCCAUUUCCCCCUGAAGGUUCUAACCAGCUUGGCGAUCUAUGUGGCGUGUUUUUUCUUCCUGGUGCACUGACUUCCUAGUGCACAGCACACGUGCUGCCCCUCAGCACCCUGGGGUCCUCCCCUAGAAGGGGACCUACCUUCUUCUUUUUUUCUAUUUUUUUUAUCUUGUAUACCUCCUCCAGCCAUUAAGUAGAAGACUAACCACGUGUUAUGUUUUCGAAAAUCAAAUGGCGUCUUUGAGGAAGGUAAAUUUUAGUGGUAGUGUAGAUUGUCUUUUUGCAAAGAAAAAAAAAAAACACUCAAGUUGUGCCAAAUUAUUUUCCUAUGUUUGGCUGCUAGAACAUGGUUACCAUGUCUUUCUCUCUCUUGGUCUCUCUCUUUCUCUUUCCCUUUGCAUGGAUUUCUUUGAAAAAAAAAAAAAUAAA
Hyaena hyaena (striped hyena) is the source of this 2284-nucleotide messenger RNA. It is a transcript of the gene GPC3, whose product is annotated as glypican 3. Gene Ontology annotation, cellular component: extracellular region; plasma membrane; cell surface. The transcript is spliced from 8 exons. NCBI's taxonomy places the organism in Eukaryota, Metazoa, Chordata, Mammalia, Carnivora, Hyaenidae. The record is from RefSeq and is a predicted model, not a curated record. Bases 187 to 1929 code for a protein of 580 amino acids. Gene Ontology annotation, biological process: regulation of protein localization to membrane; cell migration; positive regulation of canonical Wnt signaling pathway.